Molecule: messenger RNA, 895 nt
Organism: Chara braunii
Lineage: Eukaryota; Viridiplantae; Streptophyta; Charophyceae; Charales; Characeae
Source: the annotation of a GenBank genome assembly
UGGUGCUGCUGCUUGAUCUUGGUGAGCUCUUGCUUGGUUUCUCUCUCUCUGCGAAUUCUUCUUCUUGUAUUAAUUCAUUGAUUGCAUUCAAUAAUUUAUUCAAUAAUUUAUUGUGUGUUGCUUACUGUGCAAUGCAGGAGGUCCACUACAACCAGCAUGGCCUACUGAUGUUGGAAGGGAAAGGAAUCUAUCGUCUAAGUAACAAGUGGUACCCGGUUCAAGCCGGCGAUGCAAUUUGGAUGGCUCCCUUUGUACCACAAUGGUACGCUGCAUUAGGGAAGACAAGGACACGCUAUUUGCUGUACAAAGAUGUGAACCGUGAUCCACUUCUUCAUGUUUGAUGAAGGCAUAUGUGAUUGAGUCCAUUGGAAUGGUUCGAUGAGCCAUAGAGGGGACGAGCCAAAAUACGUCGUUGCGGCAUCAGUCACUCGAGGAGGAGCUCGGAGAAGAAGAAGAUCAAGACGAAGUUGCUGACAAUGAUGAUGACAACAAUAUUGCAACGGCUACCCAACCUACUAAAUCUUUGAGUGAAAUAGCAUAACUGAUGCCUUUAUAAGCAUGACAAAGAACAAACAGAAGCAGAAGCAGAAGAAGCAGAAGAAGAAGAAGAAGAAGAAGAAGAAGAGGUGUGGCUGGUGGAGAGAAAAGGGGGAGAUGAAAAUUGGAAGACUUUAUGAGGGGUGCAGCUGAGUUGUGGGUGAGGCGGAGAGGAGUCUGUAUAGCUCCGCUUCAGCUGUGCCAAUCUAUAAUAGACCUUACCUGACGGUGCAAGGUUCAAACUUCAGACCUGGUUUCAUGGUAGGGUGUGUAUUAUACUUUUUUUUUUUUUUUUUAUACUAUUAUCUAAUAUACACUAUGGCAGUGCUGAAAAAAAAAAUAAAAAAAAUGCUACGGU